GAUCACCAAGCCAAGACACAGCAAAUGUCCAACAGCAGCUCCAGCAGGCACUUCCUCCUGCUGGCAUUGGCAGACACGCGGCAGCUGCAGCUCCUGCACUUCUGCCUCUUCCUGGGCAUCUCCCUGGCUGCCCUCCUGGCCAACGGCCUCAUCAUCAGCGCCGUAGCCUGCGGCCACCACCUGCACACCCCCCUGUUCUUCUUCCUGCUCAACCUGGCCCUCACUGACCUGGGCUCCAUCUGCACCACUGUCCCCAAAGCCAUGCACAAUUCCCUCUGGCACACCAACAACAUCUCCUACUCUGCAUGUGCAGCUCAGCUCUUUUUCUUCAUGUUCUUCAUGUCAGCAGAGUUGUCCCUCCUGACCAUCAUGUGCUACGACCGCUACGUGUCCAUCUGCAAACCCCUGCACUACGGGACCCUCCUGGGCAGCAGAGCUUGUGCCCACAUGGCAGCAGCUGCCUGGGCCAGUGCCUUUCUCUAUUCCCUGCUGCACACAGCCAAUACAUUUUCCCUGCCCCUGUGCCAGGGCAAUGCCCUGGGCCAGUUCUUCUGUGAAAUCCCACAGAUCCUCAAACUCUCCUGCUCACACUCCUACCUCAGGGAACUUGCGCUUCUUGCAGUUAGUGUCUGUUUGGUAUUUGGCUGUUUUGUGUUCAUUGUUUUCUCCUAUGUGCAGAUCUUCAGGGCUGUGCUAAGGAUCCCCUCUGAACAGGGAAGGCACAAAGCCUUUUCCACCUGUCUCCCUCACCUGGCUGUGGUGUCUCUGUUUAUCACCACUGCCACAUUUAGCUACCUGAAGCCCCCCUCCAUCUCCUCCCCAUCCCUGGAUCUGUCCCUGUCAGUUCUGUACUCAGUGGUGCCUCCAGCCCUGAACCCCCUCAUCUACAGCCUGAGGAACCAGGAGCUCAAGGCUGCAGUGUGGACACUGAUGACGGGAAAAUUUCUGAAACGUUUAAAUGGUUUCUGAAAGUGAAGUGCCAAUUUCUGUGAAUCUCUUGUAAUAAAAGUAAUCUUUGAAAGUCCUGUUGUUUUUUAUUUUUUUUCCCCAUUUUCAGUUUUUAAUAUUGUCCAUAAACCAAGCCCAUUUUUUGUGCCAUCUCUCCUUUUGUUUGCUCUCCUCCUUUAGUGUGACCCACAGAUUGUAUCAAUGCAGAGCUCUGUUCUUGGUGGUGUGACAUGAAAUAAAGGAUACCCCAAAAGCCUUUUCAUUACAGAUGCUCCUUUUGUUCCCUUCCCUGGAGCUGCAGCAGCAAUG
Messenger RNA from Cinclus cinclus, 1257 nucleotides. Its product is annotated as olfactory receptor 14A16-like. Gene Ontology annotation, cellular component: membrane. The record is from RefSeq and is a predicted model, not a curated record. NCBI's taxonomy places the organism in Eukaryota, Metazoa, Chordata, Aves, Passeriformes, Cinclidae. Gene Ontology annotation, biological process: G protein-coupled receptor signaling pathway. The transcript has a single exon. Gene Ontology annotation, molecular function: G protein-coupled receptor activity; olfactory receptor activity. Bases 25 to 969 code for a protein of 314 amino acids.